Penicillium brasilianum is the source of this 8021-nucleotide messenger RNA. The record is from the annotation of a GenBank genome assembly. NCBI's taxonomy places the organism in Eukaryota, Fungi, Ascomycota, Eurotiomycetes, Eurotiales, Aspergillaceae.
UGGGGAUGUAGUUAUAGUACUGUGCCUUUUAGUGCCUCAGGCGUCUACCCAAGCAUUUUGGCGCUCGACGCCGAACAACCUUAAAAUGAAUGAGGCAUCGAGAACAUUUCCAUGAAUUGCCCUGACACAUCUCCAGAACCAAAAUACUGCGCACCGUCCCCUCGGUUUAGCCACCCCUCAUAUACAAACUUCGUGCACACAGGGACUUGCCUAUCCCGGCCAGCCAUGACGGGCUUUUGUCGGGCAUUUUAUGGGACCCGCGUCAGUGAUCCCGUCCGGGGCUCCUCAACCCAGCAGAAAUCACCUCAACCGACCCCACAAUAACUCUGCGCCCACCCUUUCCAAGGAUCCGGGCUCAAUGACGAGAUGCCGUCCGUCUUCCCAACAGAUCGCUGCCUGGUAACUCCGAACAGGGGCCGAUCUAACGACUUUCUCGGUCCUGGAAUGCCCGGAAACUAACCAAGUACCGGCAUCGAGCGGCACAACGUGACACCCCAGAAACCCAGAUUUCCAAAACCUACACAAGCAACCCAAAAUCAGCCAACGAGCGUCAUGGGGUUUUGCCAGUCUCUGGGUGGAGGGUCCUUUCUGAACCGGUUCUUCCGGCGCCACCAGAGAGCAACGACUGGAGGCAAUGCUCGGCACCAGCCUCAUACGACAUUUUUGUUUCCCCGACUUGGCUUGGCGGGGCGGACCUGCACAGACAGAAACCCCACUGGGGAAGAGGCGAUGUGCAGCUCGUAUAAUUUGCCCACAUCGAAGCAAAACCCUGUCUCUGAAUUGGGUUGUCAUAAACCCCGACUGCAACGUGAAGUAACUUUGGUUGGCUUUCCCCACAUUGAGCGCACGGGAUGGCUUGGGUCUGCGCGAGUCGGGGGAUUUGACUUUGCACAUUGUGGAAGUAUCAAGUGCCAUGUGGUUCUGGGAUCGGCGCUCACCUUCCUAAAUCCAACCGGCAAGGACGGGACUUGCUUUUAAAUAGCUAGCGCAUCGCCGGGAUUCCUUUCUUUUGGCGUGUUUGUAGUUACUUGAACAUCUCUCCCUCCUCCCUCCACCACCACCACAUCUCUAUAGAGGAUAGUCGAAGGACCCCUCGCUUCUUUCCCACCAGAGCAGUCACUUGACCACGACUAAGCGUCCUCAGUCGGAGGAUAGACUGCAAAAUGCAGUUCAAAUCUUUCCUUUGGACGGCACUGCCAGUGUUCCUCCAACUGGACUCACUGGUCAACGCGGACUCCCCAGCAAGCCGUGUGAACAGAUGCCUAAAGGCCUACGCCGCACAUGGUGCAUCCGCAUCAAACAAAAGCAGAAAUGUCUACCAGACCGACUUUGAAGGCGUGACCUGGGAUGACGACAACUGGCUCCUGACAACCACCACUCUCGAGCAGGGUCGCUUCCAGACACGAGGCUCCGUCGCUAACGGAUACCUCGGUAUCAACGUUGCCAGCGUCGGUCCGUUCUUCGAAAUGGAUAACGAAGCCAAGGGAGGCGACGUGAUCAGUGGAUGGCCGCUCUUCUCACGGCGUCAGUCUUUCGCGACGAUCAGUGGAUUCUGGGAUUCCCAGCCCACUACUAAUAAAUCGAAUUUUGACUGGAUCUCCCAGUACGGGAGUGACAGCGUUAUCAGUGGUGUUCCCCACUGGAGUGGACUGAUCUUGGAGCUUGACAACAGUACCUACUUGGAUGCAAAUGUUGAUAACUCGACCAUCUCGAACUUUACCUCUACCUUUGACUUCCAGGCUGGUGUCCUGUCGUGGUCUUAUCAGUGGAAGCCCAAGGGUGAUCAUGGUUCCUUUGAUAUCAAGUAUCGCCUCUUUGCCAACAAGUUGUAUGUCAACCAGGCUGUUGUGGAUAUGGAGAUUGUUUCUUCCCAGGACUCCAAUGCAACCAUUGCCAAUGUUCUGGAGGGAUAUUCUGCUGUCCGCACGGACUUUGUUCGCUCUGGUGAAGACAAUGGGGCUAUCUACUCGGCUGUGCGCCCAAAUGGUAUCGCCAAUGUCACGGCCUACAUCUAUGCCAAUCUCACCGCCUCUUCCAACGUGGAUUUGUCCUCGCGGAAGCUGGCUGAUGCCAAGCCAUAUGUUAGCUCCAACUCUUCUUCCAUCGCCCAGACCGUUACCGUCAAUUUCAAGAAGGGACAGACCGUGCGUGUCACCAAAUUUGUCGGUGGUGCUUCCACGGAUGCGUUUGCCAACCCGCAGAAUGUCGCCAAGGCGGCCGUCUCGUCUGCGGCCAUGAACGGAUACGCCAAGUCCCUUCGCAGCCACGUUGCGGAGUGGGCAAGUGUCAUGCCCGUGGACUCGGUGGAUCACUAUGCUUUCCCCAAUGGUAGCCUGCCCACGGACAGAUACAUCAUCGAUUCUGCCGUGAUCGCAGUAGCCAACACCUAUUAUCUGCUGCAGAACACCGUCGGAAAGAACGCCAUAAAAAUGUCCAACAGCACCGCCCUCAACCGAGACAGUAUUUCUGUCGGUGGUUUGACAUCCGAUUCCUACGCUGGCCAGGUCUUCUGGGAUGCCGAUGUCUGGAUGCAGCCCGGUCUGGCUGCAUCUCACCCGGAAGCCGCUCAACGCAUUACCAAUUACCGCGUGGACAAAUAUGCCCAGGCGCGGGAAAAUAUCAAGACUUCUUUUGCCGGGUCGCAGAACCAAACGUACUUCUCGCCCGAUGCUGCUAUCUAUCCCUGGACUAGUGGACGCCCGGGAAACUGUACCGCUACCGGUCCUUGCUGGGAUUACGAGUACCACUUGAAUGGUGACAUUGGCUUGUCAAUCAUUAAUGAGUGGGUGGCUAGUGGUGAUAACAAGACCUUCAAGGAGACCUUCUUUCCAAUUUAUAACUCGAUCGCUACACUCUAUGCCGAUCUCCUGGUGCAGAACGGAUCUUCCUGGACUCUCAAGAAUAUGACUGAUCCCGAUGAGUAUGCGAACCACGUCGACGCUGGUGGCUUCACCAUGCCGCUCAUUGCCCAGACUCUGUCGUACGCCAAUCAGUUCCGCCAGCAAUUUGGUCUCGCUGAAAACGCCACCUGGGACGACAUGGCCAAGAAUGUUCUGGUCAUCCGCGAGAACGGAGUCACCCUGGAAUUCACCACUAUGAACGGCAGUGCCGUCGUGAAGCAGGCUGAUGUUGUCCUGAACACCUACCCUCUGGACUACACUACCAACUACACCCCGCAGGAAUCCUUGAACGACCUCGACUACUACGCGAACAAGCAAUCAGCCGAUGGACCAGCCAUGACAUGGGCUAUCUUCUCCGCCGUCGCAAAUGAAAUGUCCCCCUCGGGCUGCUCAGCGUACACCUAUGCGCAAUACGCCUAUAAGCCAUACGCCCGCGCCCCCUUCUACCAAAUGUCCGAACAACUCAUCGACAACGCCACCACAAACGGCGGCACACACCCGGCCUUCCCCUUCCUCACCGGCCACGGCGGUUCCAACCAAGUAGUUCUAUUCGGCUACCUCGGCCUUCGUCUCCUCCCAGACGACAUCCUCCACGUCGACCCCAACCUGCCCCCGCAAAUCCCCUACCUGAAGUACCGCACCUUCUACUGGCGCGGCUGGCCCAUCUCCGCAUGGUCAAACUUCACCCACACAACCCUCACCCGCGCAAACAGUCAACCUCUCGACACCGCAGACACGCGCUUCAAAAACUCCUCCAUCACCGUCCACGCCGGCCCAGAAUCAAACUUCACGACCUACAACCUGCCCACCAACGGCAAAAUCGUCAUUCCAAACCGCCAAAUCGGUCACAUCAACACCAUCACCGGAAACCUAGUCCAAUGCCAACCGAUCAGUUCACUGAAUACCUAUGAACCAGGCCAAUUCCCCAUCUCCGCCAACGACGGCGCAACAUCCACAAAAUGGCAGCCGUCCCUCGCCUCAAACCUCAGCGCCAUCACCAUCUCCCUCGAAAACGAAUCCGGCCAAAUGGUCUCCGGCUUCCAAUUCGAUUGGGCCCAGGCCCCACCCGUCAACGCAACCGUGAUCUUCCACAACAAGACCCUGUCCAAUGCUGUGCAGACCUUCGAGUCCGGGUCGACGGGCGAUUACCAGGUUAUCAGUUCGUUGACGAAUGUCACCGUGUCGCAUCCGUAUGAGGCGGGUGUUACCAAUCUGGAUACUAUCGCUAUUCCCGUUGGGAACACGACGAAUGUGACGCUUUCGAGCCCCGUGCCCGUGGCGCGGUUUGCGUCGCUUCUUAUUGUGGGGAACCAGGCGCUUGAUGAGGUGGAUAUCAAGGCUGGUAAUGGGACUGGUGCGACCGUUGCUGAGUGGGCGAUUAUCGGGCAGACCUCUAAUGAUACUCAGCAUGGUGGUUCUGCUAAGCGGGCCAUGAAUGCUCGUACUGCGGCUAGUUUGGCUGGCUCGCGGUCGUUCAUGGAGCGUCGGUACAAGAAUUCCGCCAAGAGCGGAUUGUAAUUACACGGUCUGGAGGGAGUUGACGAAUGAUCCGACGAGAUGAUUUUUGUACAUAUAGUUUUCGCACCGGGUUUAGUUCUAUCGUAUAACAGAAUAGGAUUUACUAUUCCUGGUAUAAUUGUGACUCUGAUUCCCGCGGAAUGAAGUACAUAAUACAACGGUCGAGUUUAGACAUAAGCAACAUAAGAAUAAUUACAGGGAUGAUAUCGAUACUGAAUCAUCCCCAAAAGUAAAGAUACAACAGAGCAACAAUCCAAGGGUCUGGAUCUACGCGUCUAGUGCAAAUCGAUCCAAGAACUUGAACGUGAGUAGUCCAUCCUUCACAUGGUUGGCGAAAUCCUCAUCAACCGCAUCCGCGACGUACACGCCGUCCCGAUCAGCAGAGAUCUGGGCAUCAUCCAGCGCAAGAACACCCUGACCCAGGGUACCGACCGGCUUGCCAAAUCGGAAAGCAUCAACAAGAAUCUCCAAGGGUCGGCCGGCGGGAUACAACGAGGUAGCACCGGACGCUUUGGCCGUGGGCGAUGCGGUGAACGAGUUGGAGCCGAACAGCCCCUCGGCGCCAUCUGCAACGAUCACCGCGUCAAAGUUGAUGGCAUCCGUGGCCGAGUACGUCUGGUUGACGCCAUCGGCCAGUCGCUCACCGACGACAGACACAUCGACACCAGCUUCUUUCAGCUGGUUCUGAAGCUCGGCGCCUUGGGCGAUAGACGACGCAUUCGAAACGGAGGCAAGAACACCCACCUUCAGGCCAUCCAGCUUCAGCAGCUUCUGUCCAAAGGCACCAAUGUUCGCCGUUGUGUUGUCAUGGUAGAAGGUCGGGUCAGGUUCGGGUACUUCAGCACCGAUCGCCUCGGCAACGCGCUUGGCAAGGUCAUUGCUGAUGCGGUUAAGCUGGAUGAUGACGUUGUCACGGACGACGGUGCUCUUCACGUUCGCGGUCUCGAAGCGCAUCGCGUCCACGACGAACUGUUUCUCGGCAGCCACGAGCGAGUUCCAAAAUAGGCGUGGCUGCGACCAGACGUCCUCAAAGGUAGAGCUGACGGCACGAAGCAACUUGCCGCUGGUGGUACGGUCGGGCGUGGUGAAGAAGCCGUUGCCGACGGUUUGAUUGGCCUGCUUCGGGGAGCCGUUGUUGAGCGUAUUGGGUGUGUAGGCGUUCGGGUUGAGGGGGAUGAACAUCUGGCCGGCUCCAUCACGGUUGUUAUUAUGAACGGGGACGCGCGGGCGGUUGAUUGGAAUCUGUUCAAAGUUGGGGCCGCCAUUUCGGUUGAGUUGGGUGUCUAGGUAGGAGAAGAGGCGUCCCUGAAGAAGGGGAUCUUCGGUGAAGUCGACGCCGCGGACGAUGUGGCCGGGUUGGAACUGAGACUGUUAGCAAGGGCUGACUGGUAAGUAGAAAGCGGCGGGCGUACCAUGACUUGUUCAGUUUCGGCAAAGUAGUUCAACGGGUUCCGAUUGAGCUGCAUCUUGCCCAGCUUGGUGACGGGCACGUAUUCCUCGGGAAGGAUCUUGGUCGGAUCAAGAAGGUCGAAUCCAAAGCGGAGUUGAUCGUCUUCGUCCAUUAUUUGAACGCCGAGCUUGGACUGUUAGUAGCCGAAGACUUGCUGACGGUGGAUGCACAUACCUCCCACUCUGGAUAGCGGCCAGCUUCGAUAGCUUCAAACAGAUCCUGACGCAUAAAGUCCGCAUUCUUACCAGACACCUGCUGUGCCUCCUCCCAGACCAGACUAGCCUUACCCUGAAGGCCCUUCCAGUGAAACUUGACCAGCUUGGAUUCACCAUCCUCGGUGACCAGACGGAAGGUGUGCACACCAAAACCGUCAAGGUGUCGGAAGGAUCGAGGGAUACCGUGACCAGCCAUUGCCCACAGAAGCGUAUGCAGAGUACUGGGCUGCUGGCUGAAGAAGUCCCAAGCAGAGUCGUGCGCAGUCGCCGCUUGAGGGAUCUCAUUGUCGCCCCGAGGCUUCACAGCGUGGAUCAAGUCAGGGAACUUGAUAGCAUCCUGGAUGAAGAAUACGGGGAUGUUGUUGCCGACAAUAUCUAGCUUUUUGUCAGAGGUACAUCCUGCCAGUGUCUCAAGAAUCCUGAUACACACCAAAGUUUCCUUCGUCGGUAUAAAAGCGAGUCGCAAAGCCGUGGACAUCGCGAGCCGUAUCGGCACUUCCGCGGCUGCCAGCGACAGUGGAAAAGCGAACGAAGACGGGUGUCUCCUUAUCUUUCGCAGACAGGAAGGAAGCAGCGGUGAUGUUCGACCAGUCACCAUAGGAUGUGAAUACACCAUGGGCACCGGCACCACGGGCAUGGACAGCGCGCUCGGGAACCUAUUCAGUCAAGUUGUGUCAGCUCUUGAUACCCCUUUGGCCAUCGUGAGGGAAGUCAACAUACUCGCUCAUGAUCAAACCGUUGAAUCUUCUGGCGGAAAAUGAAGUCUUCCAGAAGCGUGGGCCCACGCUCUCCCGCCUUCAAGCUGUUUUGAUCUUCAAUGGGACCGCCAACGUCCGAAGUCAGGAACGCGUCCUCGUCCUUCAAGUAGAAGUCGGACAGGAAUUCUUCGGUGUCCGCAGCGGCAUCUCCAUCAUCACGACGAACCAAACCUGCCUCACCCGUCAUGUAUGGACAGGCAGCAUUGGCGAUGCCAACGAGGCCCGUCAGGAGAGCAAUUCCACGCAUUGUAUAGACUGCGAGGGGUCACUCAAUCCGCGAGGAAGCACUAUAGAAGCCCGACAGCAAGACUAAGAAAUAUUUGCGCGUCACCCGGGGAGUUGGAAGCUUUGUUUAUAUGAGGAAGAAGCUGUGCCGGUGAGGGGGCGGGGAGAAAGGGAUCUAUUUGACAGCCAUCCUUGGAAAGAGCCCAAUGACGAAUCCAAUUCGAUCGAAUGAUGCAGAGCCAAGGACACCACAUGGGCAUCGUGCAGGCAGGACCGGGUCGCGACUGCCAAUCCAGCGGAGACGUGAUUACUCUAGCAGCUCUUGCAGCAGCGGGCUAGAACCCCAGGUGUGUAAUACGACUUGGCUCAUCGGCAGGUGGAGUUUGGAAGUGGGAAGUGGAGAAUUGAUCAAAUGAUAUGUAUCUCGGCGCAGGGAUUCGGCAUGAUACCAGAAUCCGCUUCCUGUCUGGAAACGGUUUGCCCGUCGGCUUGUUCUCUAAAUCAGCACUGAUGGUUGGGUAUCCACCGGAAGGAACGAGGAGUUUGUAGACCCAAUCAAUUGAGACCAACUGGUGGGAGGUCAGCAAAAAUUUGACGAGUAUCAUGGUAAGACUAGUUCGGCAAGGGAGCGAUCGUUCGCCGGCCGAAGGGCUACGACAAGCAUCUUGGCGGGGACCGGCCUCAAAACCGGAGGAGACACCUAGAAAGGCAGACCAAGGAUGAAUUGACCAGGGUGUGAAGAGAAGUGGACUCGUUUCUUGGCUAGUGAUAGCGUUCUUCAACCACGGAGGGUUGAUUUUGAAGCAACAUGGUCGAGCCCGUCGUGCUUGGUAAUGGCGUUGGUCUGGACGGGGAGCCACUGAUCUGCAGUGCUCCAUUCAGCGCUGGUUCCUCAGACGAUGUCGGGCUUGGCAGCAUUUGAAGUUAGUCUCGUCCCUAGCUUCUAGUCCAGCAC